This is a messenger RNA of Drosophila kikkawai, 1606 nucleotides long. The record is from RefSeq and is a predicted model, not a curated record. Lineage: Eukaryota; Metazoa; Arthropoda; Insecta; Diptera; Drosophilidae.
AUGGAGUUUCCGAUAGUAGUCUUAGGAAGUGCAUCGGUUGGCAAAACAUCGUUAAUUUCGCAAUACAAAUGGAAUAAUCUACCUAAAUAUGAAGACCCAACGACGGAGAUUACAUUUUGGUUAAAAAAUAAACAAAUUUUGUCCCCGAAAGACAAACUAAAAAUAUGGGAUACGCCAGGUCGCAGGCGAUUUCAACAUGUAGUACGCAACAUUUUACCAGAGAGUAGAGGUGCUUUGGUGGUUUAUGACAUCCACGAUCGGGAUAGCUAUAGAGAUGCAAGAGAUUGGGUUGCGGAACUCAAAGCUUUGAAGAGAUCGGAGAAGUUUAUAAUAGUUUUAGUGGGCAAUAAAUCGGAUAUAGCUGAAGGUCGUGAGGUAUCCACCACUGAGGCCAAGGAAUAUGCCAAGCGACACGAGUUAAUAUUUAAGGAAGCUUCUGCAGUGACAAAAUGUAAUGUUGAAGCUUGUUUUAAUGCGCUUAUACAAGCUAGUAUCGAUGAAAAUUAAGGCCAUGCUAGGAAUUUAAUGGAAAUAAAUACAUUUAGGUUUUUACUAUACCAUUUAAAUUGUCCUUUCGGUCCUUUAUUUAUCUAUUUAAUAUUUUAAUGGCUUGACAAAUGUUUAUAAUUUAUAAUCAAUGGUCUAUAAAAUGUACCCCUGUUAGUCAUUUGUAAAAAUAAAUAAACAAAUAAAUAUGAAUUUUCAAUCAGAACGUUUGGUUGAUGAGACUGCACAGUAUUGGAUUGCAUUUCAAUUUCUGAGAAUUUGUGAAAAAUUAUAGUAAAGUGCCCGAUGGGUUGGCAUAUUUCAGUCUUCAGUGAGAGCUCCUCAUCAGUAAAACGAUCGGAAAUGGGGUUUAGAGUAAUGCUCCUGGGAAAUUCCCUUGUUCCUGUGUCAGUGAAUUAUGUGUGGGAUGAUAUUUGUAAAGACGAAAAACCUAAAAAGCAAACACGUUUAUCUCUAGAUUUAUUGUGGUGUGGUCAGAUGCGGUGAGUACACUUGAUUCCCUAUUGAUUUCAAACUAACUUGAAGAAAUCGUAUAUUGUUUAAAUCCCAAUUAUAACAUAAUAAUAGUAUUUGUUGUAUUAUUUAUUUGAUUUAGUUUCAAGGAUGUUGAUCGUGUUUAUUUUUCCGACUGUCGUAUGGCCAUGCUGGUAUUUGAAACUAAGGAUCGAGUGGGAUAUGAGCAUAUCAAGGAAUGGGUCGUUAAAAUUAAAACUUUGGUAAAAACUUCAGUUUAUGGCUAUUGCAUUUUAAUCUUUAAACAUGAUUUUUCAGUAUCCGAAAAUUUUUAUUUUAUUCACGGGUAAUAAAGCUUCUGAAACUGGAUAUCGAGCUGUAACUGCAGAUGAGGCCAAGGAAUUCGCUAAAUUAUACAAUAUGUAUUAUAGGGAAACAUCGGAUUUUACAAAGACAUUCGAACGACGCCAGCGCAACUUUGUCUUAUGAAAAGGGUAAAAGAAAGUCCACUAAGUCGUUUUAAAAGCUGAAAUUUGGUGCAUCAACAGAUUUAAAAAAAUUGUUAAAUUUUCGUAGUUAUUCUAUAAAAUCUCAAACAAAAUCUGUAGCUUAAAGUAUUCCAAAUAAAACACUAGCAAUCCUUUAA